Molecule: messenger RNA, 1148 nt
Organism: Adelges cooleyi (spruce gall adelgid)
Lineage: Eukaryota; Metazoa; Arthropoda; Insecta; Hemiptera; Adelgidae
Exons: 6
Coding region: 24-839 (271 amino acids)
Cellular component (GO): membrane
Molecular function (GO): ATP binding
Source: RefSeq, a predicted model, not a curated record
UCAUUGUCACUCUGAGACGAAAAAUGGCGGAAUCAUUAUUGUGCUGUGGUUGUAUAACCUAUCGAGUUGCCACUCGGACUAUAUCCAUUUUGUAUUUUUGGUGUAGUAUACUGGCGAUGGUAUUUACUAUAAUGGAUAUGCGACCUGCCUCACAUAAUACCAUACAAAAAUCGGAUAAUAGUUUCUUCCAAAGUAGUUAUACUGGGCGUAUCAAUAAUCAUAUAUUGGAGUCAAUAAAUACAGAAACACAAUACCUUUUCAACACAGUAUUUUAUCAACUUUUUUCAAGAUUUUUAUCUGCAUAUGUUAGUUAUUACUUGCAAAAAGCUACUUAUGAACAUAAUGUUAAUUACAUCCACCAAUGGUUAAUAUACAACAAGAUUUAUUUGGUGUUUACCAUAGUUAUCUUCAUACUUGGUGCAUUAAGGCUAGAUUCAUUAGAACUUGUUAUUACCGGAAUUCCAAUAGCAUUAAUUUUGAUGUAUCCAAUUAGUAUUGUCCAACGCUUUUAUCAAGAUGAACUGAGAUUUUUGGCUUCCACUGAUCGCAGUAAUAAUUUAACGGGUGCCACUAUAACCGUAACUGGUCCUCCAUACGUAACCUUAAAUAAUCCUGGAGUGCUAAGCCCAUACCAUGGAACUGCAGCACCAUCAACUUCUAUCAUACCUACAUCACAUGUACCUGCUCAACACCCCUACCCGCAACAAGUAUACUCUUAUCCAACACAACCUCAAGCAAUGCCACAUUUGGUAGAACCGCAUCUUCAGGAAUUUUGUAAUCCCCCGCCGUAUUCACCAUACAGUGGUUCAGAAGGACCUUCUACAAAACAAGAAACAUGAAGACUUAUUUAUAUUUCCUACUUUAUGUUACCCAAAACAGUGUUAAAAAUAUAUAAAUAACAUAUGUAUAUUUAAUUUUAAAGUCUCAUUUCCACUAAAUAAUAGUGUAUGUGCUUUGCUUUAUAAAAAAGUUAAAAUUUUUUUUUUAUAAUUAUUAGAUUUAAUAUAAACUUGUGUCAACUUUUCUACUUAAUGAUUUUAUAGAGAAAAUAAUAAAAUACUUGAUAUAAAUUGUAAUUGUUAAAAGGCACAACAUAUAAGAAGAAAUCAAACUAUUAAAAUAGUAUCCAAAGACACUAAAAAAAAUAC